CGCCCUCCCUCCACCCCCCCCAUUCAUUUUCGUUCGCUGGUUCUUGCGAGAUUCUCUCGGCCGCCGAGAUUUCUAAGCUUUAAGCCUCGUCUCUCGAAAUGGGUAAGGAAAAGGUUCACAUCAACAUCGUGGUCAUUGGCCAUGUCGACUCUGGUAAAUCGACUACCACUGGACACUUGAUUUACAAGCUUGGAGGAAUUGACAAGCGUGUGAUCGAGAGAUUUGAGAAGGAAGCUGCUGAGAUGAACAAGAGAUCAUUCAAGUACGCCUGGGUGCUCGACAAGCUCAAGGCUGAGCGUGAGCGUGGUAUUACCAUUGAUAUUGCCUUGUGGAAGUUCGAGACCACCAAAUACUACUGCACCGUCAUUGAUGCUCCCGGACAUCGUGACUUUAUCAAGAACAUGAUUACUGGAACCUCCCAGGCUGACUGUGCUGUCCUCAUCAUUGAUUCCACCACCGGUGGUUUUGAAGCUGGUAUCUCCAAGGAUGGCCAAACCCGUGAACAUGCUCUCCUCGCCUUCACACUCGGUGUGAGGCAAAUGAUUUGCUGCUGUAACAAGAUGGACGCCACCACCCCCAAGUACUCCAAGGCUAGGUAUGAUGAAAUUGUUAAGGAAGUCUCUUCUUACCUGAAGAAGGUGGGAUACAACCCUGACAAGAUUCCUUUUGUCCCCAUCUCCGGAUUUGAGGGAGACAACAUGAUCGAGAGGUCUACCAACCUCGACUGGUACAAGGGCCCAACAUUGCUCGAUGCCCUGGACAUGAUUAAUGAGCCCAAGAGGCCAUCUGACAAGCCCCUCCGUCUCCCACUUCAGGACGUGUACAAGAUUGGUGGUAUCGGAACUGUCCCUGUUGGUCGUGUUGAGACCGGUGUCCUUAAGCCUGGUAUGGUGGUCACUUUUGGUCCCACUGGGUUGACUACUGAAGUCAAGUCCGUGGAGAUGCACCAUGAGGCUCUCCAGGAGGCCCUUCCGGGUGACAACGUUGGGUUUAACGUGAAGAACGUUGCUGUCAAGGAUCUCAAGCGUGGAUUCGUUGCAUCCAACUCGAAGGAUGAUCCUGCCAAGGAGGCAGCCAACUUUACAUCCCAAGUUAUCAUCAUGAACCACCCUGGCCAGAUUGGAAAUGGUUAUGCCCCUGUUCUUGACUGCCACACCUCCCACAUUGCCGUCAAGUUUGCCGAGCUGUUGACCAAGAUCGACAGGCGAUCAGGUAAGGAGCUUGAGAAGGAGCCGAAGUUCUUGAAGAAUGGCGAUUCUGGGAUGGUGAAGAUGAUUCCUACCAAGCCCAUGGUUGUUGAGACUUUCUCGGAGUAUCCUCCACUUGGUCGUUUCGCCGUGAGGGACAUGCGCCAGACCGUCGCUGUUGGUGUCAUCAAGAGUGUCGACAAGAAGGAUCCCUCCGGUGCUAAGGUCACGAAAUCUGCUGCCAAGAAGGGUGGCAAGUGAAUCGUGCGGUCCACCAUUGGCACUUCAACAUUUGAGCACCGUCUCUGCAGUGGGAGUAAUAAAGCUUUGGUAGUGUUUGGCUAUGUCCAUGUUGGUCGGGUAGGCGAAUGGUUUGCUGGUUGUGGUCUCGCGUCCCUGUCCUCAUCGAGUUGCUGGUUGCAGAACUGGGUGCUUGAUAGGCGGUGGCAGCGCUGUGCUACUUCUACGAGUCUGUGUUGAGUCUUUCUUUUACGUGUUUUACUAUCUUUUGGGGGCCAAACAAUUGUGUGGUUUUUGAGUCUGCUUUGCUUUCUGGUUAUUGGUAUCGUCAAACAUUCUGUGGUCUCAUUCUGUUGAAGUGCAGUGCAUUAGAGAUUGGUGUGCUCCUGUGCUCUAUUAUAUACCAUCUGCAUGCUUUUACCGA
This is a messenger RNA of Syzygium oleosum, 1851 nucleotides long. Its product is annotated as elongation factor 1-alpha-like. The transcript is spliced from 3 exons. The coding region runs from base 99 to 1448 and encodes 449 amino acids. The record is from RefSeq and is a predicted model, not a curated record. Lineage: Eukaryota; Viridiplantae; Streptophyta; Magnoliopsida; Myrtales; Myrtaceae. Gene Ontology annotation, molecular function: translation elongation factor activity; GTP binding; GTPase activity. Gene Ontology annotation, biological process: translation; translational elongation.